ACGACGCAGUUUCGUCGGUGUCGGCACUGACAACGCUUUGUGUCGUCGACAUGAAGGUGCAGCAUCCGGCGUUGACCUUCGUUGUCGUCCUCCUGUUGUGCUUGCAAACCUCUGCGCUUGCUCUUGAUGAUGUUGGCAAUGUCGUCCAAGUACCCCAGGUGACAUCAGAAGCCUUGGCCGAAACAACCGAGGACACGUCCCUGCAGGUGGCAGCUGAGGCAGAAGAAACACAAUCGUUGAGCAUCGGUUCUGGGGUCAUAUUCGUGGCUGGCGUAGCCAUGCUCGGCAUCAUCGGCUACGUCGUAUACCGUCAACACCGUCGAAAUGUGGCCAAAGAACACGACAACCAGCUCAUGCAGUCGCUCCUCGACAGCGAAAUGGACUACGCAGCCAUGUAGAUUAAGGCCACCCCAGUGUAUAUUAUAAUUGCAAAACACCCUAAAGGACUUUCAUUUAUUAUCGUUUGUGUUUGGGGCUUUGACAGAGCAGCAGUGUGUCAUCUUCGUUCUGGCAGUCGUCGUCGCGUUGGUUGCCUGGCGAUUGAAUCGUCACAAACGUGCUCUUGGCCGGGCCCUUGUCAAUCGAAGUGUGCUUUGGCUGACCAUUCUUGGCCAGCGUCUGGGCCAUGAUGAGCCCAAACACGACGCCCAAGAGCAGCCCCACAAACACAAACAGCACGAGCGCUUUGAAACUCACUUGGGUGUCCACGUCCUCGUCAUUGCCGACGUCGAACGAUUCGGAUUGGACAGGUUUUACCGCCACUGCACAGAUAAUUAUUUAGUCGACACAUAUACAUACAUGUAUGUGUGUAUCCACACUACUACCUUUCAACGACGCCGCGCAGAUGGCUUUGUCUGUCGCGAACGCAGUCAUGUUCGUGAACACGUCCAGGGGGCACAACUUGUCGU
Molecule: messenger RNA, 908 nt
Organism: Aphanomyces astaci
Lineage: Eukaryota; Oomycota; Saprolegniomycetes; Saprolegniales; Verrucalvaceae
Exons: 1
Coding region: 51-398 (115 amino acids)
Source: RefSeq, a predicted model, not a curated record